Molecule: messenger RNA, 606 nt
Organism: Suillus bovinus
Lineage: Eukaryota; Fungi; Basidiomycota; Agaricomycetes; Boletales; Suillaceae
Product: 2',3'-cyclic-nucleotide 3'-phosphodiesterase
Exons: 2
Biological process (GO): cyclic nucleotide metabolic process
Molecular function (GO): 2',3'-cyclic-nucleotide 3'-phosphodiesterase activity
Source: RefSeq, a predicted model, not a curated record
GCUAUAUCAGGUCUCUCGCUCUGGCUGGUGCCCAAUCCCGCCCAAUUGCAACUCAUACAGAGGGUGUUGCCAAAGCGGCCUAAGACACGCCCAGUGUCCGCUGCUUCCUAUCCAGAUAUAAUCCCUCAUAUCACACUAGCAAGCUCGGCAAAGGCGACGCAGGAUGCAAUUCUACGAGCCAUACCAUCUAUUUUGCAUUCAAUCCCAGUCGAAUUCCGGAGGCUUGAAGUCGGCGAUCAUUAUUUCAGAUCUGUCUUUAUAUCUGUGAAGAAGACUACCGAACUCGUCGCGCUGCACGAACAUAUCAUGACUGCGCUUGACAGGGAUGGAGCAUCGCCUUCAGCCCCGGCAUUUCCGCACAUGUCCAUCAGUUAUAUUGCUGAUGAAGAUGGGGCUGCUGAGCGGAAUCAGGCUGCAGAUGAGCUGCGGGUUAGCACAGUCAUCGAAGGUGCAGAAACAGUUGUUCUUCGCUGUGGAGACUCCGAGGAAGGGCGUGUGUGCCUUGCGAGCUUUGAAGGCACAGAAGUGUGGAUCGUCCAGUGCGAAGGACCGGUACAGCACUGGCAAGUGUUACAUAAAAUAACAGCGACAUCAGAUGUUACCUAG